Messenger RNA from Phytomonas sp. EM1, 350 nucleotides. The record is from the annotation of a GenBank genome assembly. NCBI's taxonomy places the organism in Eukaryota, Euglenozoa, Kinetoplastea, Trypanosomatida, Trypanosomatidae.
GUACGCUUUAGACAUAUAUGAAUAUAUAAGUAUAUAAGCUUAUUUAUAUUACGGUUGCCUGAACUUGUCAUUGACCCCUACUGAAUGCACGUGCUGAACAACUGUUGCCCGCUGAAUGCUUUAGACUUGCUACGCAUAUUGUUUUCCAGUUUGUUGCAUCCUAAUUUCUAUUCUUCUCAUGCUUGGAUGUGUUCAUGCAAUAUAAAUAAGGCGUCAGAAACGCAAUAUUAGCCAGUAUGUGUCUUCCAUAUAUACUUGCAAGUUCUCUGUGGUUGUAUUUUUUUGUUCAAGUAAUUUAUUUUCCUAUAUCAUCAAACCGUUAGGCUAACUUUUUUUCGUGCACAUCAAAA